Blepharisma stoltei is the source of this 648-nucleotide messenger RNA. The record is from the annotation of a GenBank genome assembly. NCBI's taxonomy places the organism in Eukaryota, Ciliophora, Heterotrichea, Heterotrichida, Blepharismidae.
AUGAAAUUUCUGCUUCUUAUACUCUUAGUUGCAGUGCUUGCCAAAAAAGAAAAGUAUCCAGAUUCCAAAGCCAAAUCAAAGCCUCGAUAUUUAUCAGGGGAACUUUAUUGCAAUGUUUGCCAAGGAAUUACAAGAGAGCUUUUGAAGAAAUUAAGGCAUAGAUCUAAUGAAGCAGAUGUAAUUGCAGCUAUGGAGGAUAUUUGCAAUAUGUGGACAUAUACAGCUUAUGAUUUUCCUCCACCUGAAUUCAAAAAAGGAUGCGGUGCUUUUGUUGGCUACCAUGCAGAAGAAUUAGAAAGGAUCCUUACUCACAGAACCAUGAAUGAUGCAGAUUUAGAACGUUACUUUUGUCAUGAAUAUACAAAGGCAUGUGAAGAUAUUUUCUGGGAGCAUGUUCCUGGAGAUGGGAUAAACUCAGCAGCUGCUCCAACACAUAAAGAGCCUGAAAAACCAAAAAGUCCACCUCCACCACCAGCUUCUACUAAACCACCUAAAAAGCCAAAGACUGAGCCUCAAAGUGGAUCAGAAACGACUGCUGAAAAAUCUGAAAAAAAUGAAGCACAAAGUGAAAAAAAUUCAGAGCCUGAGAAAGUAGAGGAUAAUCAAAAUUCUCAGAAAAUUGAGGAAGCAAAGAAAGAGGACUUAUAA